AUGAGCGCGGAGCGGGGCCGGCCCCUGGGCAGCCUGACCGUGUUCAGCAAGGAGGAUUUCGAGGAUGGCUGGCUCCGGGUGGCCAGCGGGGGCUUUGGCCACGUGUACCAGGUGAAGCACAGGAGGUGGAGGACGGUCUAUGCCGUGAAGUGCUCCCCGUUCCUGCUGCAGGACUCCGGCGCGGACAGGACCAGCAUGAACUGUCUGAUGGAGGAGGCAAGCAAGAUGGAGAAAAUCAAAUUCCAGCACAUCGUCACCAUCUACGGGGUGUGCAACAGCCCCCUGGGGAUAGUGAUGGAAUACAUGGCCAGGGGCUCCUUGGAGAGAAUCCUUCCCACCCACAGAAUGUCCUGGCAGCUGAAAUUCCGGGUGAUCCACGAGAUGGGCUUGGCCAUGAAUUUCCUGCACAGCAUGAGCCCUCCUCUGCUGCACUUGGAUCUGAAGCCAGGGAACGUCCUCCUGGAUGGGAACAUGCACGUCAAGAUCUCCGACUUUGGGCUGUCCAAGUGGAUGGAGCAGUCCAGCAGGAUGCAGUACAUCGAGAGCUCAGCUCUGAGGGGCACCCUGAGCUACAUCCCCCCCGAAAUGUUCCUGCAGAACAGCAAACCCCCUGGGAUCAAGUACGACGUGUACAGCUUCGGGAUCGUCAUCUGGGAGGUCCUCAUGCAGAAGAAACCUUACGCAGGGGCCAACAUGAUGGCCAUCAUCGUGAAGGUGGCAGCGGGCAAGAGGCCGGGGCUGGAGCUCGUCAGGGACGACUGGCCCGGGGAGUGCCACCAGAUGCUCGACCUGAUGAAGAGGUGCUGGGACCAGGACCCCAAGCAGAGGCCAAGCUUUGCAGAUAUCCCUGUGGAGACAGACGUGCUGCUGGCGCUGAUCCAGAGCCUGGUUCAGGACCCGGAGAACGAGCGCCUGGUCAGGAAGAUGUCCCACAAACCGGCCCUCUCCAGGGGCCAGCAGAGUGACAAAGAGGAGUUCGCCUUCCCCCGAGACACCAGGAGUGGGGGAAAGGACCAGCAGGACGUUCCUGCCCUGCCUCCGCACGGGGAGGCCGGGGGCCCCGAGGAGCUGGCGCCCGAGGAGCCGGGCCGGCUGCAGGAGAACGGCCUGACGCUGCUGCACCUGACGGUGAUGCAGGGCAACGCGGGCAAGGUGCGCUUCCUGCUGAGCUGCAGGGCCGGCGUCAACAGCGCGGCGGGCUGCGGCUGCACCCCGCUGCUCCUGGCCGUGCAGCGCCGGCUCCCCGAGAUCUGCUCCGUCCUCAUCGAGCACGGCGCCCACGUCAACGCGGCCGACGAGGACGGCUGGACCCCGCUGCACUUCGCCGCCCAGCACGGCGACGACAGGACGGUGCGGCUGCUGCUGGACCACCAGGCCCGCGUCGACGCCCAGGAGCGCGACGGCUGGACCCCGCUGCACCUGGCGGCCCAGAACAACUUCGAGAACGUGGCGCGGGUGCUGCUGUCCCGCCAGGCCGACUCCAACACGCAGGAGGUGGACGGCAAGACCGCCCUGCACGUGGCGGCCUGCUUCGGGCACGUGGGCCUGGUCAAGCUGCUGGCCAGCCAGGGAGCCGACCUGGAGAGGAAGCAGAAGAACCUCAGGACGCCGCUGCAUGUGGCCGUGGAGAGGGGCAAGUUCCGGGUGGUGCAGUACCUGCUGAAGAACGGCAUCUCCGUCAACAGCCUGGACCAGAACCACUACAGCGCCCUGCACCUGGCCGUGGUCAGGGGCAAGUACCUGAUCUGCGAGAAACUCAUCAAAUACGGGGCCAACGUGGAGCUGAGGACGGACAAAGGCUGGACCCCCCUGCACCUGGCCUCCUUCAAGGGGCACGUCGAGAUCAUCCGGCUGCUGAAGGGCAGCCGCGCCCGGCUGGACGCCAAGGGCGGCAUGGACUGGACGCCGCUGCACCUGGCCACGCGCUACGGGGACGAGGCGGUGGUCGGCGAGCUGCUGCGCUGCGGGGCCGACCCCAACACGGCCGAGAGGUCCCACUGGGCCCCCCUGCACUUCGCCGUGCUCAGGGGCUCCUUCCUCAGCGUCAUCAACCUGCUGGAGUGCCGCGCCGACGUCAACGCCAGGAACAAGGUGGGCCGGACCCCGCUGCACCUGGCGGUGCUCAAGGGCAACAUGGCCAUCAUCAAGACGCUGCUGAAGGCGGGGGCUCUGCUGGACGUGGAGGACAUCACUGGGUGCACGGCCCUGCAGCUGGCGGUGAGGCACCAGCGGGAGAACGUCAUCGCCCUGCUCCAGGGCAAGGAGUCCCCGGGGAGCAAACCUGGGAACAGGACUCUGGACGAUGCCAAGGCUCCCAGGCCCAGGCUUAUCCCAGGAAGGACGGAUCUGUAA
Molecule: messenger RNA, 2352 nt
Organism: Hirundo rustica (Barn swallow)
Lineage: Eukaryota; Metazoa; Chordata; Aves; Passeriformes; Hirundinidae
Gene: ANKK1
Product: ankyrin repeat and kinase domain containing 1
Exons: 8
Coding region: 1-2352 (783 amino acids)
Biological process (GO): regulation of cell cycle process; protein phosphorylation
Cellular component (GO): cytoplasm
Molecular function (GO): protein kinase activity; ATP binding; protein binding
Source: RefSeq, a predicted model, not a curated record